Messenger RNA from Miscanthus lutarioriparius, 1242 nucleotides. The record is from the annotation of a GenBank genome assembly. NCBI's taxonomy places the organism in Eukaryota, Viridiplantae, Streptophyta, Magnoliopsida, Poales, Poaceae.
AUGCAAUCGUCGCGAGCUCGCAGCCCCUCCCCGCUCCCCAUCCACGCUGCCGGCAAUGCUGGCACGCCAGCAUUACUGGGCACCUCCUCAAAUAUCCUUGAAUCCGGCCCGAGCCCCGAGCUCCGCCUUGGGAGUGAGCUCGACACGCCGGCCCCAGCCCCAGGGACGCCGGACCUGGGAUUUUGUCACGCAUCCUGCCACGACAAAGAGCGCGUCGUGGUAGGCGCCGUGCCGGCCGAGGAUCUGCCCGGCGACGUGAGCAGCAAGGGCUACGGCGGCAAGCAGCUGCCGCCGCCAGCGCCGCCGAAGCAGCAGCAGCAACCUGAUGUGGAGGCCGAGAGCGGGUGGUACCAGGAGGAGAUCGACGACGACCUCAAGCUGUGCUACGCUCUUAACAGCGUGCUGCACCGAGGGGCGAGCAAGUACCAGGAGAUCGUGCUCCUCGACACGAAGCAUUUUGGCAAGGCUUUGAUAAUCGAUGGGAAGAUGCAGAGCACGGAGAUGGACGAGUUCAUCUACCACGAGUCCUUGAUACACCCACCUUUGCUCUUCCAUCCAAACCCGGAGACAGUGUUCAUCAUGGGAGGCGGCGAGGGCUCUGCGGCAAGGGAGGUCCUGAGGCACAAGACCGUUCAAAGGGUGGCCAUGUGCGACAUAGAUCAGGAGGUAGUGGACUUCUGCCGAACGUACCUGACGGCGAACCGCCAAGCGUUCAGCAGCGAAAAGCUCUGCCUCAUCAUCAAUGACGCCAGGGCUGAGCUGGAGAAGAGCAAGGAGAAGUUUGACGUGAUAGUAGGAGACCUGGCAGAUCCAGUGGAAGGAGGCCCUGCUAUCAGCUAUGAAGGAGUGACGUCAAUUGUCGGCCUUAUUUCUUCAGCACCUACUGUUAACGGGAUGAUAAGGACCAUAUGUCAUCUUUUUAAGCCUGUAACCGUUUGCCAAUUACUUUGUGCCGCAGAUGUUCGAGCUUACACUGCCCAUGUUCCAUCUUUCUCAGACACCUGGGGUUGGGUCAUGGCCUCGGACCAUCCAUUCGAUCUCACUGCUCAGCAGAUCAACGAAAGAAUCAGAGACAGGGUCGAGGGAGAGCUCGCCUACCUGAGCGGGGAGUUCUUCAUUUCCUCCACCACAUUGAACAAGAGCGUUCAUCAGUCGCUGCUGAAUGAGACCCAUGUAUACACCGAGGAUGAUGCCAGGUUCAUCUACGGGCAUGGAAGGGCAUGUCGCGCUGUCAGUUCAUAG